AUGGACACUAGUUCUCAACAUUUUGUCAUUUAUGACAAUGCCCCACGACUUUCAAGGACGCCUGAACUGUGUGGUGCGGGGGCUAACUACAUGUCCCUUGAGUUUUGCGAGGAUGUGCAGCUCAAGUUCACUAGUUGUCCCCUAAGUCUUGCGAGGAAUGCUGCUCGGGUUGACUCUGUGUUUCUGAGGCCUGCAAGGAUGUGUUGCUUAUGUGACAUUGGAAUUGAUGGAAUAUGA
Messenger RNA from Prunus armeniaca (apricot), 237 nucleotides. The record is from the annotation of a GenBank genome assembly. NCBI's taxonomy places the organism in Eukaryota, Viridiplantae, Streptophyta, Magnoliopsida, Rosales, Rosaceae.